Molecule: messenger RNA, 4607 nt
Organism: Columba livia (rock pigeon)
Lineage: Eukaryota; Metazoa; Chordata; Aves; Columbiformes; Columbidae
Gene: CBFA2T2
Product: CBFA2/RUNX1 partner transcriptional co-repressor 2
Exons: 11
Coding region: 396-2099 (567 amino acids)
Biological process (GO): negative regulation of DNA-templated transcription; DNA-templated transcription
Cellular component (GO): nucleus
Molecular function (GO): transcription corepressor activity
Source: RefSeq, a predicted model, not a curated record
GGUGACAUCAGCUGGCGAGCAGCCUGGCAGCAGCGCGGCGCAGGCAGGGAGCAGGCAGGGAGCAGGCAGGGAGCCCGGGGUGUGUGCCUUUGAGCCGGGUAUUCUGGCAAGGUGGAGAGCUGCUCUGUUUGGCAGGACCUUCCCAUCUGGGAUCCAUCUGUGUUUCCCUGGAACCGGACAGGCGGCUCCAGGCAGUGAGAAAUCGCAGAUGUGCGGGACCUGACACAUGUCCAGCUAAUGAAAGGAGAAGGCAGGCUGGGCUCCGGCUGCGCUCGAAGAUCGGGGAGGAGGAAGAGCGCUUUUAUUUAUAUUUCAAAGCAACUAGGUGUAUUCAACAGCAGCUGGAUCCUUGCAGCCGUGCUGUUUAGGUUGCAGGUGAGAAGAGGGUGCCAGUGAUGCCCGGAUCGCCCGUGGAAGUGAAGAUACAGUCCAGGUCCUCUCCUCCCAACAUGCCGCCGCUGCCCCCCGUGAACCCUGGUGGCCCCCGGCCGGUGUCCUUCACCCCAACUGCAUUGCCCAAUGGAAUAAACCACUCCCCCCCAACUCUGAACGGGGCACCAUCCCCACCCCAGCGCUUUAGCAACGGUCCUUCCUCCUCCUCGUCCUCCUCGCUGACGAACCAGCAGCUCCCAGCCACGUGCGGCGCCCGGCAGCUCAGCAAGCUGAAGCGAUUCCUCACUACCCUGCAGCAGUUUGGCAAUGACAUUUCCCCUGAGAUCGGGGAGAAGGUCCGGACCCUCGUCCUGGCAUUAGUGAACUCAACGGUGACAAUUGAGGAAUUUCACUGCAAGCUGCAAGAGGCAACAAACUUCCCCCUCCGGCCAUUUGUGAUCCCCUUUCUGAAGGCCAACCUCCCGCUGCUGCAGAGAGAGCUGCUGCACUGCGCCCGGGCUGCCAAGCAGACGCCGUCCCAGUACCUGGCACAGCACGAGCACAUCCUGCUCAACACAAACACCACGUCCCCCACGGACUCCUCCGAGCUGCUGAUCGAGGUCAAUGGGAAUGGGAAGAGGCACAGUCCAGACAGAAGGGAAGACAGCAGCUUUGAGAGGGAGCCGCUGCCAACGGAGCCUCCGGCCAAGCGGGUGUGCACCAUCAGCCCCGCGCCGCGGCACAGCCCUGCCCUGACCAUCCCCCUGAUGAACCCGGGGGGGCAGUUCCACCCCACCCCGCCGCCCCUCCAGCACUACACCUUGGAAGAUAUCGCCACCUCCCACCUCUACAGGGAUCCCAGCAAGAUGCUGGAGCACAGAGAGAUGCGGGACAGGCACGGCGGUCUUGGUUUGAAUGGCGGAUACCAGGACGAGCUGGUGGACCAUCGCCUAACUGAGAGAGAGUGGGCUGACGAGUGGAAGCAUCUCGAUCACGCACUGAACUGCAUCAUGGAGAUGGUGGAGAAGACCCGGCGCUCCAUGGCCGUGCUGCGGCGCUGCCAGGAGGCCGACCGGGAGGAGCUCAACUACUGGAAGAGGCGAUGCAGCGAGACGGAGCCGCGCAAGGGCAGCGAGCUGGGCUCCCGGCAGCACAGCCCCAGCAGCUCCGACUCCAUCGGCAGCGAUUCAUUGCGGGAGUUCAGCAGCAGGUCGGGAACAGGCUACGUCACUGAAGAGAUAUGGAAAAAAGCUGAAGAAGCCGUGAACGAGGUGAAGCGCCAGGCCAUGUCGGAGGUGCAGAAAGCGGUGGCGGAGGCCGAGCAGAAGGCGUUUGAGAUGAUUGCCUCCGAGAGGGCUCGGAUGGAGCAGACCAUCGCGGACGCCAAGCGCCAGGCCACCGAGGACGCUUUCUUAGUGAUAAACGAACAGGAGGAGUCUACGGAGAGCUGCUGGAACUGCGGUCGCAAAGCCAGCGAGACGUGCAGCGGCUGCAACAUCGCCCGGUACUGCGGCUCCUUCUGCCAGCACAAGGACUGGGAGAGGCACCACCGAAUCUGCGGGCAAGGCCUGCACGGCCAGAGCAAACCCCUGGCUCUGCCCGCCGGCCGAUCGGCCGCCAAGAGCCUCGACGGCAUUCCCAGCCCAGCCCUCGAGAAGACUUCGGCAACCACCUCCCGCUCCUCCACCCCAGCAUCCGUGACAGCAAUAGAUACAAACGGGCUCUAAAGGGCAGGUUUUGGUUCAGUCCAUUUGAUUAGCUUCCCUGGGUUUUUUUCUUUAAGCUGAAAAAAGAAAUCCACAGCAGUUUGUAUCACUUGACACGUUUGACCCAUCGCGCCACCUCCUCAGAGCGCAAACACUUGGGCUUCGCCGUCUCAUUCUGCAUUUUUUCUUUCGUGGCUUGUGAAGAACUGGGCCGGCCUUGCCUGCAGCACCUCCGUGCUGGUCUCUGCAGGGGGACACCGGAGCAUCAUUCGGGUACCAGAGCAUCGUUCAGUUAGCAGAGCAUCAUUCAGGACACUCGCUCGGGGAGCCUGGACUCGGUGGAGAGCGCUGCCAGCACACACAGGAGAUGCUGUGCCCCAUCCUUGCAGGUCAGACGUGCUUAGGCUCCUUUCCUGAGGUGUCUGAGCCGCCUCCUCCUCCUCCAGCUACCUUUCUUCCAUAAUAUGCAUCUGUAUUUUUCCCUGGCUCUCGGAUGGCCGUGCUGGCUGGUUGUUGCUGUGGACAGACCGAAGCUGAUUUCCCAACAGGAGCAUCUUGUUGUCUAGUGCAAUGGCAAAAGCUGAGCCACUUCUCCUGCCUGCAGGAUGGUGGCUGAUGAUUGCAAAGAGAGAGGAGAGGAUUUGCCUGCUCUAAACCAAAUGUCAGUACCAGGGAGGUACAGCUGGUCACUUCUGGACGACCUGGUUUUAAUCCCAUUCUGUGAUGGGACAGACAGUUGCAUGUGACCCUGGAUGGGACCUUUGCUGGGGGGAAGCGCAGAGCAAGUCCAGAUUGGUUGCAGGUGGUUGUUGCCCUUCCCACCUGGGUACUGUUACUUUGCUAUGCAGAAAGCGUUUUGUUUGGGGUUUUUUUCGCUGCAUGGAAGCUGUUGGUUUUAGAGUUACUGCCGUUGUUUUUAACCACAGAGAUCCUCUUGCGAUCGCGAUGGAUUCUUCAGAGCCUGUUCUUUCCAUGUGUGUUGGCCAAACUACUUAAAAAAGAAAUGCAGGACUUGGUGUCCUCCAUUGGCUCUUCCCCCAGCCCCGGGUGUUCCUGCAGUGCUGCUCCCACCCCGGCUGGGGACCCCCAGCCCCCCCAGGGCCGUGGUGCAGCCAGCACCUUGUCCGGCCUUCGGAGACCGUCCCAAACCCGCGGGCUCAGAGCGCGGUGCUGCGAGGUCGCCCCGCUCAGCGUGGGGACAUCCACCGCUCAGGGAACGGGGGACUCGGAGCUGCACAAACCCUGUGAGGUGAGUGACACCGACUGCAGAAGGGCUGUUUUGGGGUGUGGGGGGCUCGUCUUGGUGCUUCAUGGAGGCGCAGCCAAGGGAUGGACAGGCACACGUGCUCCGUGUGGCCACAGCGCUUACCCACGCCACACACAACCCGGCUCUGGAGCACCGUCUAUUCAGCAAAGCUGUGGAUCUGCGACUGGGUGCGUACGAUUGCUGGGCUGGAGCCCAAUGAGGCGAGUCAUUCUCAAAUUGUUUUGAUCACUUUUUCAAUUGGAGGUGUAUAAUGGAGAUUUAAUGAGUCGUCACGGAGUUUGCAGCGGUCUAGCUGGCUGCCCAGGGACAAACGAGCGACCCGCUGACCAGCAUGUCCCUUAGGGAGAGCUGUUCCAAAAGCUGUCGUCAUGGGACAGAGGGCAAUUCCUGCGUCUGCAAGGUUUUAUUAUGCAAAAAAAGCCACGUCGUCGCCUGGUGUUCAACACAGCUCUUGUGUGGCAGUUGGGGUGAUCUCCUGUGUCCCCCAGGAGCUGGUGCUGCAGCAGAGCCCUCGGCACGAACGCAGCGCCUGGAGCCCAGCACCACGGGGUGCAGCCCUGCUCCGGGGUGUCACCCAGCCCGGGAAAGGUGUCACCAAGCCUGGAGGUGAUGGAGGCAGCAGGUGCAGCCUUGCACUGCCCAGGCACCAGCUUAGAAACCUCAUCUGUGCCCGGGGCUGCAGCGGGGAGGAGGAUGCAGGAGUGGGGGCAGCACCUUUGGGCUCCCCCAGGCAGCGGCUGCCCUUGCACCCCCAUCCCCAGGAUCUGAAGGGCUUUUCCUGCCCUGAGGGGACACGGACACAUUUGGAGCAGCCUCAGGUAAAUAAAGUCCAGUUGCAACGUCCCGGUCCUGCCUAUGCCGUGUGGGUCAGCGGGGCCACGAGGUGGGAUGGGGAAAGGGCAGGGCCGGAAGAAAUUGCUUGUAAAUAGAUUGUCUUCCAUAAUUCUCAUGCAACUUUGGUGGCCGUGUACUAAAAUUAACCCCAGUGUAAAUGAAUGAAAAACUAACAGUGACGAUUAGAACAAUUGCCUUCUCUUUUUUUUUUUAACAUGGAAUGAUAAAUGUGAAAUUUGGACAUGGGAAGACAGUGGGUUGAGGUUUCUAUUUUUUUUUUUUUUUGACAUUUAAUUCAGUAAUAGAAAUUUGUUACUUCAUUCCUGUGCAUAACUUAUUUAAUGUACUGUAUAAAGGAACCCAAACUGUUACAGAUGUAUUUAGUUUGUUCUACUCAAAAGUAGUCAAUAAAAAGACUAUAUUCAUCA